AUGUCAAGAUUUAAAAAAACAAGUAAAGACAAAGAAAUAGUAAAGAAAGCAAAUAUUCAAGGAAAGGUUAAGGAAAUUGGUUAUUUUGAUGCAAAUAAUCAACAAUUUGCCCUUAUUAUUAAUAAAGUUGCUGGUUUAUAUGCUAUCAGACUAAUUAAAUAUGAAAUCGAUAAUACAUCUGAAAAAGUUAUAAUAAAUGUAAGAGCGGUCAAAAGAUUCCCUAAUUUGAUGGAGUUUUAUCCGAACAAAGAGGAAGCUUAUACAAAUUUCAAAGAAAUUCAGGUGAAGCCGGAAUUAAUAAGUCAAUGUAUUAAUGAGAUUGAAACGCAUGACGAUGAAACAGAAAAUAAUAUAUUACUCAUAGGUGUAACUGGUAGUGGUAAAUCUACUCUAGCCAAUGUAAUUAGUAACACUGAUGAAUUUAAUGAAUCUGAUAAGUGGAUUGGCGGAACACAACAAUUUAAAACCAUGGACUUUGAAUGGAAUGGUACUAAGUAUCGGGUGGUUGACACUGUUGGAACGGGUGAUACAAACUUAUCAAAAGAUGAGGUCUUAUAUAAAAUGGGAGAGGCUAUUCAUUCUAUGAAAAAAGGGAUAAGGCGCAUAUUUGUUUUAAUAGGAUCAAGACUUAAUAAUGAUACAGUGGAGCCUUUUAACUAUAUCCAAAAAAUUUUCAAGAACGUUGAUCAACAUAUUACUAUUAUUAGAACUGGGUUUAAAGACUUUCAAGACAAAAAAGCAUGUGAACAAGAUAAAAGUGACAUAGAAAAAACGAAUAAUAAAAUGGCUACCAUUUUAAAGAGAUAUAAUAUCAUCUAUGUUAACAAUCCGCCAAAUAAUAAACAAGAUCGAGAGAAUUCUCGAAAAAUAAUAAUGUCGCAUUUAGAAUCUUGCGGAGAAAAUUACAAAAUGGAUAAUUGGGAUAAUGUAUGUGUUAGGAUCAAUGAUUUAAUGAUUGCUAAAAAAUGGGGAGAGGAGAAUAAUAAUAAAAAUACUGCAAAGAAAUUGAGAAAAGAAAUUAUUAGCAUAGUUAACGAACAAAUAGGUGAACAAAUAAGUCAAUCAUUAAACGAGAUGAUUCAGAAAGAACGAGAGGCGGUAGGAGAAGUUAGAGUCAAUGUACAAGGUACCUUUUUCGGGGAUGCGGAAGUAGAAAUGAAAUUAAAAAAUUUAAAAAACUGUUGUUCGAUCCUAUAA
Molecule: messenger RNA, 1197 nt
Organism: Cetraspora pellucida
Lineage: Eukaryota; Fungi; Glomeromycota; Glomeromycetes; Diversisporales; Gigasporaceae
Source: the annotation of a GenBank genome assembly